AUGCAACUAAUGCGAAGGAUGAAAAACAAAAAUCCAUAUGCUUUGGAAAAUGCCCAGACCAGAAAGAGUCUUCAAAGCAGCGACAUACUUGAAGAUAAUACUGAUGAACCAAUGGAUUGUGAACCAACAGAUGAAACUGAAGCAUUCGAAGAACAAGAAACACUGCAAGCUGGAGGUUUUAUAGUUGAUUCUGGAAUUCGCAUUGCACCAGGAGAAGGAUCUAUUCCACUGUCGCUUCUGUUGGAUGAGAGCAAUGAUACUGAAGCAGACUUCAAGUACUACACAGGAAUAUCAAGUAAAUCAUUUGAAGUGCUUUUCAAGUUUUUGGGAGGAAAUAAGGUGUACUGUAAACUGAAGUACUACACUGAUAGAGCAACUCCAAAUCGAGAAUGUGAGAGUACACAUUCUCCUAAGGGCCUUUUACUUCUCACAUUAGUAAGACUGAGACGUGGGUAUCCAGAAAGAGACAUGGGAAAAUUUUUUAAACUUUCUGCUCCUUCUAUCAGUAAUAUUGUGAAGACAUGGAGGUACAGGAGAAAAAUAAGCCUGCCUGUUUUAAAACCAUUUCCUAAUUUGAGGUGUAUUGUUGAUGCAACUGAAAUCAAAAUUCAGAAGCCAAAAAAUUUUGAGCAGCAAAGCAACACCUAUUCAUCGUACAAAGGAACUAAUACAGCAAAAUUCUUGGUAGCAUGCUCUGCUUAUGGUGGUCUAUCAUUCAUAAGUGAAGGCUAUGAGGGGAACAUAUCAGAUAGGAAAUUAUUCCUUCAGUCUGAGAUUUUAGAUCAUAUCAAUGCGGGUGAAGCUGUCAUGGUAGAUAGAGGGUUUGAUAUAGAAGCUGAUUUGAAUAAACGUGGCAUUGAUCUAAUUAUACCUCCAUUCCUUGGUGAUCGACAAGCAUUCACUGAGAGAGAAAUGUUUAUCGGAAAAGCAGUGGCAACAUCAAGAAUUCAUAUUGAAACACUGAUAGGACGUACAAAACAUUUCAGACUUGUGACAUAUGUUUAUCCAAAUUCAAUGCUUGAUUUGCUCUCUGAUGUAAUGCAUGUCUGCUCAGUCCUGUGUAAUUUUAAUGAACCAUUUGUAAGAUGGGAAGAAGAAGAAGUUGCUGAUGUUGAUCUUUGA
Frankliniella occidentalis (western flower thrips) is the source of this 1122-nucleotide messenger RNA. RefSeq lists its product as uncharacterized. The coding region runs from base 1 to 1122 and encodes 373 amino acids. The record is from RefSeq and is a predicted model, not a curated record. The transcript is spliced from 4 exons. NCBI's taxonomy places the organism in Eukaryota, Metazoa, Arthropoda, Insecta, Thysanoptera, Thripidae.